Lindgomyces ingoldianus is the source of this 1051-nucleotide messenger RNA. RefSeq lists its product as uncharacterized. The coding region runs from base 156 to 854 and encodes 232 amino acids. Lineage: Eukaryota; Fungi; Ascomycota; Dothideomycetes; Pleosporales; Lindgomycetaceae. The transcript is spliced from 2 exons. The record is from RefSeq and is a predicted model, not a curated record.
ACUCCAGCCAACAACUUCGAGCUCAGUCUACACUUGACCUUCGGUCGUCCAUUCGUUGAACCAACUAGUAAUACUCUCAUUAAUACUCCCUCCGCCUCAUCCUCCCAACCUUCAAACUUUUUAAGUUCAAAUCUUAUACUCUCACAUCCAUCAAAAUGCGUUCCUUCGCCGCUGCUGCCAUUGUCGGCCUUGCCGCCGCUGUUCCCCACUACGGAUACGGCUACCCCGAGGAGUCUUCCUCCGUCCCGGUCUACAGCACCCCAGUGUACAGCACUCCAGAGGGCUAUCCCACCCCCAGCUCCACUGCUGAGGGCUACCCGGUCCCCAGCUCUUCUGCUGAGGAGUACCCUACCUAUCCCAGCUCGACUGCUGAGGAGUACCCCACCUACCCGAGCAGCACGCCCGUUCCUUAUGUGACCAAGACCGUCUACCAGACCAGCCUGUACACCGUUACUAGCUGCGCUGAGUACGUCACUAAUUGCCCGGCCCACUCUACCAUUGUCUACACAAGCAUCAUCCCGGCCUACACUACCGUUUGCCCCGAGUCUGAGAUCCCCAUCUACACUCCCCCGGCCAAGCCCAGCUCCACCGUCGAGGCUUACCCAACGUACCCAGUUGAGACCUCUGCUCCUUGCUCUACCACCUCUACUGUUACGGUUACCAUUCCGUACAGCUCUGCCGCUCCAUACUACCCCACUGGUACUGGUGCUCCUUACUACCCCCCUGGCACUGCCUCUAGCUCUGGCUAUGUCAAGCCAUCAUCUUACCCACCAACCUUCACUGGUGCUGCCAGCCAUGCUCAGGUCGGCAGCUUCGUUGCUGGUGUUGGUGCCAUCGCUGCUCUCUUCUUGUAAAUGUCAUCUUUCAAUUAAGCUUUACCUCUGGUAGGCUAUGACUUUGCAUGAUUGGAGUGCAUUUUAGGGUUUCGGCUUCUCUUCGGUUGGGAAAAUUGGCCCAAGACGAUAUCCACUUGUGUAGAUGGUGCGAGUAAUUGUAAUUGUUCUGGGGUUUGGGGGUGUAGGUAGUAGAGAAUUGUAGAUCUUGAUCUGAA